AUGAGAAGAGAAAAACCUCGCAACGGCCUGCUCCCGAACUCGCUAAGGGUCAUCUCGUCGUGCCUGAAGACGGUCUCGUCGAACGCCGGGUCCGUCGCUUCAACGGUCCGAUCAGCCGGAGCAACAGUUGCUGCUUCUAUAUCUUUGCCUGGGGAAGAAGAGAAAGACCAAGUCUGUUCCUUUGCUUUUAUUCCCCAUAUUUUUCUUAUACAUAUUAUCCCCUUUCUUCUGAUGUCUGGAUUCUAUGAUCGUACAGUCUGUUAUUUUUCCUCCAUGUUACUUUUGUUCUUUUCUGUUGGUCGUUUUAUUGAUCUUAGUGAUUUUUUUUGUACCAAGGAAAACUUUCAUUUACCGUUCGUUUUUUGCUCUUCUCGAUUUACGUUUCUGUUCUUCUGGAUUUCCACUGUCACAUUUUGUGGAGGGAAUCCCUUUGACUCGCACCAUCGAGAGAAGAUGGAAAAAGAAAAUGUUGGAGGUAAUAAGUGAAUGGCGUUGCUUAUUCAAAAUAUUAGUGGAAGUUUCCCAUCGAAUCAAUAGAGGAUUAUUCUUACUCCGCAAUUUAGACAAAAAUGGAAUCGUGAUGCCGGGAUCUUGGGUGGAAACAGGUGAUACUUGUUAUGCCCUGCAAAGGAAACUUGUAGAUUACCAUUAACGCCUCAGAUAGCGAACAAAUCGUCGUAUCGCCCAGAGGAUAGAUUAUUACGAGCCAUACUUGGUAUUCAGGUUUCCACUGCAAAGGAAACUUGUAGAUCCGAAAUUGGAAGGUCGUAAAAACCCUUUUUCAUUAAUGAAAAAUCUUUAUGCCGACAAAGCAGCCUCACUGGUUACAUGAAUAUACCCAUAGAAGGAAAGGAAACGAAAGAAAAGCCCAGAAAACGUAGAAUAGAAAAUUAUCUUUCGAAGAGAUAACGGUUAUGUUAUGUUUUACAAUUUAUGAUUGCGUCGUGAAAAAAUAUGAACUGUAAAGUCGUCUAUUUUACCUUCCUGAAGGAUAACAUUUAGUUGAAGAGAUCCAAUUUAUAGUUUAGGCUCGCCUCUGGUCUUCAAUAUUCUUUCUGAGACAGAAACCUCAUCAUGGUUUGGAUUGAGUAGUUCAAAUUUUAGAGUAUAUAUCAAAAUGUGAAAGGGCCGAAGGUCACUAUUAGACCUUCUCGGGAUACAUCAAUAAUAUCCCCGGAUAUUCAGGGUUUGCUGGGCACGAUAGGUUAGUAAUACCAUCACUUGCUCAUGGUAUCCCGUUCUGUCGAAUUUUUCAUGGAUUUCAAUGGUUGUAGAAGCCAGUUCUGUGUCAUUUUGCGCUGCGCCUGCCUUAUUUAUGUACAAGAUAUCAUCUGGAUUCUAUAUACACAUUUAUUUACUAUUGCAAAACAUGGAAGUUUAUACUUCUAGAAACACAUUUUUAUUUAGCAAUGAAUAUAUAAAAAGAGGAAUGAAAUCUUUUCAGUGUAAUUAAAUCCGUAAAUCUGUGAUGUCUCAUUUAAAGAUCAUAGUUAGUUCACCCUCCCCCUCUGUUACGCUAAUUGCCCCAGCACAAGGCUGAAAGCACUGCUUCUUUUAUCAUCACCAUUAAUUGAUAAGCCCUGUUUUCUUAAUGAUAAUUUUGUUGUCGUACAGUUGCUCUUCGAAUAUUUCAUAUGAAUAAGUGUCUUUUAUCUUGUGUGCAUGUACCCUUACAGGUCGAAUGCAUUGCUAUAGCAACAGACGAUUGGAAAGUAUCUAUGAAAUCCUUCGUUGUUAGUGUCAUAGUUUGACAUGUACUAUGAGUGGCAAAAUUGUUACAUAAGAAGGGUGAAAAAAUAAAACGAAAAGAAAGAGGGGUCAGAUCUUUCUUAAUUAUUUGAACAAUCAUCCUAGCUAGUUCUCUUAUUGCAAUGUUUUCGUAGACGUACCAAUGUGAACGUUUCAAUCAUUUGUUAAAUUUUCACGGAUUAAAUUUGAUUUUUACUUGUUGCUUGAACAGGUAUUAUGGGUUGGCUUUGACAAGAUACAAAUUAGUUCUACUUGCUUCAGGCAUGCUUUGUUACUUGGCUAUGCCAAUGGCUUUCAAGUUCUUGAUGUCGAGGAUGCAUCAAAUAUCCAUGAGCUGGUCUCAAAGCGUGCUGGUCCAGUCACCUUCUUACAGGUGCUACCAGUCCCAGCUAGGUCCGAGGGUACUGAAGGAUUUAGAGCAUCCCAUCCUUUGUUGUUGGUCGUUGCAGGUGAAGGAGCCAAUGGUUCCAAUAUGGCCCAAGGUAGCCACUUGAGUGCAUUGGUCAGGGAGACCAGUAAUGCUCCUCAGCAAGUGGAUUCCAUCUCCACCCCAACUGUAGUUCUAUUUUUCUCAUUAAGGUCUCACAGCUAUGUGCAUGUACUAAGGUUUCGAUCGGCUGUUUACAUUGUUCGGUGCAGUCCUCGAGUGGUUGCUGUGGCUCUUGCAGCACAAGUAAGCAGUGAAUGAUCCACAUACCCUGAAAACAUAUAGAUUCUAACUGGCAUUCUCAUUAUGUUUUGGGAUUUAACCGUAAAUAGUUGAUUUUUGUAAUGGGGUACUGAUAUAUUGCUUUUUAUGACAGAUAUAUUGUUUUGAUGCUGUGACACUGGAAAAUAAAUUCAGUGUUCUUACUUAUCCAAUGCAAGGACCAGUAGGGACAAAUGUUGGGCUUGGUCCAAUUGCUGUUGGUCCGAGAUGGUUAGCUUAUGCUUCCAACAAUCCUAUUUUGUCAAAUUCAGGACGCCUGAGCCCCCAAAAUCUUACAACCUCUCCUGGUGUUAGCCCAUCAACGUCACCCAGCAGUGGAGGCUUAGUUGCUCGUUAUGCAGUAGAGUCUAGUAAACAGUUAGCUGCUGGAAUUAUCAAUUUGGGCGAUAUGGGAUACAAAACUUUGUCCAAAUAUUAUCAAGAUCUUUUACCCGAUGGAUCCAACUCCCCUACAUCAUCAAGUUUUGGCAGGAAAACUGGUAGACUUGGAUCGGCGACGCAGCUGAAUGAAGUAGAUAAUGCGGGAAUGGUAAAUCAUGUCACCUGUACCUUUCACCCGAAAUCUUUUCUACCAGAUGCACAUGACUGGCCCUCUCCAACGAUUUUGAUAUCUUGUUACUGUUGACUCUUUCUGAUACAGGUCGUCAUUAAGGAUUUUGUUUCUAAAGAAGUCAUUUCACAAUUUAGGGCCCAUACGAGUCCGAUAUCUGCACUAUGUUUUGAUCCUAGUGGUACUCUUUUGGUGACUGCUUCUGUGCAUGGGAACAAUAUAAAUGUCUUCCGGAUAAUGCCAAACUGUGUACCUAAUGGUACAAGCUCCUCGUGUUAUGAUUGGGCUACAUCACAUGUCCAUCUAUACAAGCUAUAUCGUGGGAUAACAACAGCUGUAAGAAUUAAUAUUUUGUAAUAUCGUACGCUUUAACUUUUUCUUCACAAUCAUUAUUUAAAUAUCUGCAUAAUUUUCUGUUACAGGUCAUUCAGGACAUCUGUUUUAGCCAUUAUAGUCAGUGGAUUGCAGUUGUUUCAUCCCAUGGAACAUGUCAUAUUUAUGUCUUGUCUCCUUUUGGUGGUAGUGCUGUCCUCCAGACACAGACUUCUCACAGUGACGGACCUUCACUUGUACCUACUCUCUCAAGGCCAUGGUGGUCUACCUCAACAAGCACGAAGGACCACCAGGUCCUUCCUCCUCCACCUGUUGCACUUUCAGUAGUCAGCAGGAUAAAAGACGGAAAUUCUGGGUGGCUUAAUACUGUGAGCAGUAUAGCAGCUUCUGCAGCUGGAAAGGCACCUACACCAUCCGGUGCUGUUGCUGCUGUCUUCCACAGGUCUGUGGAUCAUGAUUCUCGGUCCGCUAAUUCAAAGGCUAAGGCUUUGGAGCACCUUUUAGUAUACUCUCCUUCAGGCCAUCUUGUUCAACAUGAACUAUUGCCUUCCUCAGUUGCAGAGGCAUGUGACAGCAAUUCCAAACUAGGAUCUGGUCCCCUUUUGCAGGCUCAAGAUGAAGAACUGCGGGUGAAUGCUGUACCAGUUCAAUGGUGGGAUGUAUGUAGAAGGUUGAAUUGGCCUGAAAGAAAAGAAUGCAUUUCUAGCGCUAGAUGUGACGGUCAAGAACAUGAGGAAACGCUCGUGGAUGUUACUGAUUGCGAGGAUACUGGAUCCAAAAACUCAUCCUCCUCUCCAAGUAGUGCUGCUUGUAAGGAUUUUGUGAGAACUCAUGAAAAAUCUCACUGGUACUUCUCAAAUGCAGAAGUCCUUGUUAGCUCCGUGAGGUUACCAAUAUGGCAGAAAUCCAAGGUAUUUUCAUAAUUUCUAGAAAUUGAACUUUCUAGAAGAUGUCUUCAUAAUUUUUGUGGAUGAAUAUGUUACAUUUUCUUUGACAGAUCCGAUUUUAUUCUAUGGAUCGUCAAAGCAGUGAAAUAUUCACCUGUGAUUAUAACGGUGGAGAAAUUGAAAUUGAAAAUAUUUCUGUUGAUGAGGUUGAAACAAAGAGGAAGGAUCUGCUUCCUGUUUUUGGCCAUCGAAGGUAUGCUAUCCUAUUGAUGGCGUAA
This is a messenger RNA of Spirodela intermedia, 4506 nucleotides long. Lineage: Eukaryota; Viridiplantae; Streptophyta; Magnoliopsida; Alismatales; Araceae. The record is from the annotation of a GenBank genome assembly.